AGCAGCAGACGCAUGCUCAGCUGCUGCGCUGAAACAGCUCCGACUGCGCAUGCGUGGACCCCCACCACUCUAACGCUGAUAAUACACACAUUGCUCAUUUGCCUCACGUCUGAAGUGAUAGAGUUCAGAAGGUAGUUUACUCUGCGACUGUACCUUGCCAUUAGCCCCUUUUUUACGUUAGCCGCCGACCCCGCUACAUGAGGAGGAAGUGAGAUUUAAAUGUUUCCUCGUUAGCUGUCACAACAGUUUCUGCAUGUGUGUAUUGUGAUUAGUGUGACAGAAACAAGGCACUUGUCGCCUCCAAUUGCAAGGCAAAUAAAGACAAACAAUAAUUGAUAUUUACACGCAGGGACAAUUUCAAGUUAACCUAGCGUGCAUAUUUUUUGUGUGGGAAGAAGAAGGGCAUAAGGAAAGCUGGAGAAAAGCUACACCAGCACAGGGUGUACAUCGCCUCUGCUCACCUGUGACACUAGCAGUAGAAAAUUUGGAUGGAAGAGAAGGCAUAAUUAACCGAUAUCCUAUCGACUUUGAGUGACAUUAUAAUAAUGUGAAAUGUGCUCGAUAAAGAUUGGGAAGCAUUGCUGUGGCGCCUGUGCCAUUUGUAUUAUUACCUUCCUUUGCACCGAACAUAUUUCCUCUUUCACUUCAAUGUAGGCGUGACAAUGACUUGAAGUGUGGCAGCUACAUUGAUUAAAUUAACAAGUAAACUACACGUCCUGAUGUGCCGCUUGCUGCUGAUCCUUGCAGAUUUAACACUUUGACCGUAUAUAAACGCGCUCGUGUAGUUUAAGCUGAAAUCAGAAGAGUGCACCGUAUCAAUAGCCUCUUGUUUUUAGUAAGGUGUCAUUAAAAUCUCCAGUUCCUCCGCUGAAGAGGAGCCCAGCUUUGGGAUUGGGUAGCGAGCAGAUAGCGUAACAUCCCCCUCCUCCUCUCUGUUGAGAAUUGCGUUAAAACGAAAAAGGAUAGGCCUGCGUUUUAUCAAUAUAACAGAACACAUUUGUUUUUUUUAAUUUUUAUUUUCCUUACUUCUGAAUAAAACGAGGACGCGUUGCUGGCUGGUGUAUGUGUUUAGAAUGGGACACGCUGAAGCGCCACUACCGAUGCAUGCUCUCGUCCAUCCGUCGCCGGUUCAAGCCUUUUGCAGUGGCUGCUCGCUUCUUUUUCAAGCACAUUUCCCCCAAAGCGCCAGUGAUGGAGGAAUAAUCACGCCAGACAGGCAGCCAUAUUGGCAAUGUACCGUUAGCGUAGCUAGAGUUAGCCUUCCCCUCUUUUCAUCUUACUCAGAUUGCCGUGUGCUCUAACAUGCGCUUUGCGUGCAUUAAACGCGCGGGCCGAUACAUUAAAUGCGUCAACACGGUCUGGUGUGUGUAUUUUAAAUUGCCACAACUCUCAGAAAAUAGCCCAAGACGAUCAUUUUGUAGCUGUGUAGCUUUAAUGCUAACAUCCCACAAGGCUAGAAGAUCAUCCAGUGAGACAAUUGUCUGCGCAGAUGUUUUUCCUCCCGAUUUCAGUCACACGUGUAACCAAGCGUUAUAUAUACUCAGUAUAUCUCAUUAAAAAUGACCCCUUGCCGUGCUUUUCGUGUUUUUGUGACCGCUGUACGGCACCACACGGAUGUUUACAUCACUAUUAUGCACCUUCGUUCACACGUUCAACCACAGUCAGCCUCCUCACCCCUCUCGACACUUAAAACGCAAUAAAAGUGUCAACAAACUGGUGUGAAAAAGAUACCGGACAUUGCUCUUUGUUUUGUUCGGAGAUAACAGACCACCGUGUGUUUGUGUUGGCCCCCUAAACACACCAUGGGAAGCCUAGAAGUGACCAGAACCCACAACAGCAAGUAAUAGAAGCUAAUUGGGUUUGUUUUGAUGACGAGUUUCGUUAUAAUUAACAUGCUACCAUGCCAUUAACUGAAAGUGGCACUUUCUUAAGAUAUGGGGAGACAUGUUCAGAAUAUGUUUAUAAUUGUAGUUCAUAAUUUCUGGCUGUAAUAUUUUAGCUGCUAGUCAUUAAACUGUUGUGGAAAGAUAUAGAGAAUAUGUUUUUCAUUUUCAAUUCAAGUAUUUUUCGAGACCUAUAGGGCAUGACGUUUAGGUGUGUUUAGAGGGUGCAACUGUGCAUCACUAGUGCACGUGAAUUAUUCAACUGUACAGGUCCAGUCAAAGAAAAAGACAGUUAAGGAUGCCGGAGCCCAACAAUGGAUUUCUCCUUCUCUUUCAUGCAAGGGAUCAUGGGAAAUACAAUUCAACAACCCCCUCAGCUUAUUGACUCAGCCAACAUCAGACAGGACGGCACCUGCGACACUGGCAGUGACCCUGGCGAGGAUGGCGGUCCCUCCUAUGAUGCGGCCCUUGAUGCGGACUUCUACCCCCACUCCGCGUCAGAGGACCUGCCACACGUCUCCAACGGCUACCCGCCGGGUCUGGGCAUAUAUGAACCACAGUCCAAAUUCUCAAUGUACUCGCAGUUCCCCAAUGGUUCGGCUAACGGUUAUGGGCCCAUACGCAGCUAUGCGGAGCAUGGCCUCCUCAUGCCAGGGGAGAGCACGGUGCUAAGGGGCCCCGGUCUCCAGGAAAGACCUCGUUCCCCUGUUUCGCCACCGCUGCCCACCCAUCACCCACACUUGCACCACCACCAUCAUCACCAUCACCUCCCCCACGCGCACCACUUCCUGUCAAACACGCCCCACAUCCAAAGCCACCCGCAGAGCCCCCCGCCGCUGCCCCUGCCCACCCAGCACCACCUUCCCCACACACCUCACAUCAUGACCCACACGCUGCCUCCUCCUCCACCCUUACACCUGCCCUCGUCCAGCCCUCCCCCCUCCCUUGUGGACAGUACGCCCUCUUCGCAGCCCGUUCACCCCCCUCCCAGUGCUUCCACGGGAGUGCUGAAGAAAACCAGCUCCCCUGAGAUCAAGCUGAAGAUCAUCAAGACGUAUCAGAAUGGCAAAGAGUUGUUUGAAACAGCACUGUGCGGAGAUUUGCUGCAGGAACUGCAGAAGGAAUCUCAGCAGAAAGAGGCGGCUCAGGUGCAGCGACGACACGAAAGGAAGAAGGAGAAGAGGAAAAAGAGUGCAAAACUGCAGCUCCACAUCCAGGAGCAGAAUUUGGACCCUGUCCAAGGCCAGGCGGGUACCACGGGCCAGACGGAGGACACCUACGUCCAGCCGCUGCCAAGAGAGCCUCCGACGGACCAGACGGAGAAGCCUCAGAAGACCGUUAUCCAAACUGAACCAAAGGUUCCGAAAGUCAAUCAACCCUCAGUGAUCCAAGAGACAGGAUUCUGCAAAGAGUUUGUCAUUGGAGAUCUAGUGUGGUCCAAGGUGGGCACCUACCCAUGGUGGCCUUGCAUGGUUUCUUCCGACCCACAGAUGAAGGUGCACACGCGCAUCAAUACAAGAGGUCACCGAGAGUACCACGUCCAGUUUUUUGGCAGCGUAGCAGAGCGAGCGUGGAUCCACGAGAAGAGAAUCGUUGUAUACCAGGGCAAGCAACAAUUUGAUGAGCUCCAGGCGGACACGCUGCGCAAGACCACAAACACUGUGGAAAAACACAAACUUCUGAAGCCUAUCCCUCAGAGGGAGCGCGCUCAAUGGGAAGUCGGCGUAGGCCACGCAGAGGAUGCCUUCCUGAUGACGCGUCAGGAGCGCAUUGACAAUUACACUUUCAUUUACGUCGACCCGGUCCCUAAUGAGACCCCAAUCGCCAAGAAACCCGUCGGCCGGCCUGAGAAGCGGAACCGGCGCUCCAGCGGUUCAACCACCAAGAAAGACGACGGAGGAGUGAAGUCACCCGAGAGAGAGCAGCCGCCAAGGAGACAGCUGCCGCGUCGGCAGUGUAGUAUUUCAAACCCAGACGACAAUAAUGGCCCGAAUGAGAAGAAGAACUUGAGGGGUGACCAGAGUAAGCCUGACUCCCCUCAACGGGACAAUGGUUCCGAUGCGGGAGCCAAGCAGGAUUCCCCCCCACCAGUCAGGGCAUGGAAAACUGCAGCAGCGAGAAAGCUGCUGCCUCUCUCCAUUACCAUGAAGAGGUUGAAUGUGGAGAUCACAAAGUGUGAUUGGCCUCUGCUGCAGAAAAAAAUGGCUCCAUCACCUAAAAAAGAAGUCGAGAAGGAUGAGGAGGAAGAAGAGGAGGUGGAGGAGGAGAGAGUGGAGGGAGAAGGCAGGCAGCCUGAUCUGGGCUACUGUUCACCUGAGCAGGAAAACCGAGCCAAACCUGAGCCCAGUCCCGAGGAGGACGAAGAUAUGGACGAUAUGGAGGAAGAAGGGGAGGAAAGGAGAGAAUCUCCCGCCAGUCGGAGAAGCGAAGAAGGCGGAACGCAGCCCACCUCCUCUCCUGGCUCUCAUCACAGCAGUCCACAUGGUUCUCAAGAGAGGAAGCUGCAGCGGCGGUCCGUCAGAAGCAGAUCGGAGUCCGAGAGAGGCAAUGACCCCGUCCCGAAGAAGAAAACCAAAAAGGAACAGGCAGAGAUGGCGCCCGAGGCAACACCGAGGGCAGGUUCCCAGAAAGGAGCCAGUGAGAUAUCUGAUGCCUGCAAACCGCUGAAGAAGCGGAGUCGAGCCUCCACAGACGUGGAGAUGGCCUCCUCUCAGUAUAGAGACACGUCGGAUUCAGAUUCCAGAGGCCUCAACGAUCCUCAGGGCUUAUUUGGGAAGAGUCUUGAUAGUCCAGCUGCUGCAGAUGCAGAUGCCUCAGACACUCAGUCUGUGGACUCUGGAUUGUCUCGUCAGGACGGUAGCACCGGGAAGAGGGACACUGUCUGCCAGAUUUGCGAGGUCUACGGUGAGAAUUUGGUGGUGUGUGAAGGUGACUGCAACAGGCAGUUCCACCUCGAGUGUCUCGGUCUAACGUCCCUACCUGAAGGAAGGUUCACGUGCCUGGAAUGUAGAAACGGGAAUCACCAAUGUUUCAGCUGUAAGAAAGCAAGCCAGGAGGUGACACGUUGUUCCGUGACGGGCUGCGGAUGUUACUACCAUGAGGAUUGUGUACGUAAACUACCAGGUACUACCAACAACACUGGCGGAGCCUUCAUCUGCCCUCAGCACAGCUGCGCCACCUGCUGUCUGGAGCGAGACCUGCAGCGAGCCAGCAAAGGUCGCCUGAUGCGUUGUAUCCGCUGCCCAGUGGCAUAUCACACAGGCGACAGCUGUGUGGCGGCGGGCAGCGCCAUCCUCACUCACCAUAUCAUGAUCUGCAGUAGCCACGGCAGCACCAAGAAGAACGGCCUCCUCACUUCCCCCGUCAACGUGGGCUGGUGCUUCCUGUGUGCCAGAGGGCUGUUAGUGCAAGACCUUACUGACACCAUAUUAAGUUCAUAUGCCUAUAAGUCCCACUACCUUCUGACUGAGUCAAAUCGUGCUGAGUUGAAAUUACCUAUGAUUCCCUCUCCUUCGUCAGCUACCAAAAAGAAUGUUGGGAAAGGAGGCAAGUUGCUGUGCUGCGACUCCUGCCCGGCUUCCUUCCACCCGGAGUGUUUGGAGAUGGAGAUGCCUGAGGGGCCUUGGUCCUGCAGCGAUUGUAGGGCCGGCAAGAAACCUCACUACAAACAAAUUGUCUGGGUCAAACUGGGAAACUACAGGUGGUGGCCAGCUGAGAUCUGCAACCCUCGCUUGGUGCCGUCGAACAUCCAGAGCCUUCGUCACGAUAUUGGUGACUUCCCCGUCUUUUUCUUCGGUUCCCAUGACUACUACUGGAUCAAUCAGGGCCGUGUCUUCCCUUACGUCGAGAACGACAAAAACUUUGUGACUGGUCAGAUCAACAUCAACAAGACUUUUAAGAAAGCUCUGGAAGAAGCAGCCCGGAGAUUUCAGGAGCUCAAGGCCCAGAGGGAGAGCAGGGAGGCUUUAGAGCAGGAGCGCAACUCUCGCAAACCACCUCCCUACAAAUUCAUCAAGUCCAACAAACCUGUGGGGAAAGUGCACAUGCACGUAGCUGACUUAUCCGAAAUUCCACGCUGCAACUGCCGGCCUGCAGACGAGCACCCGUGCAGCCUCGACUCUCAGUGUCUCAACCGCAUGCUGCAGUACGAGUGCCACCCUCAGGUAUGUCCUGCAGGAGAGAAUUGUGAGAACCAGUGUUUCUCUAAGCGCCUCUAUGCGGAGACGGAGGUGAUCAAGACAGAGGAUCGUGGAUGGGGCCUCAGAACCAACCAGGCUCUGAGGAAGGGUGACUUUGUGACCGAGUAUGUCGGAGAAGUCAUCGACUCGGACGAGUGUCAGCAGCGAAUUAAACGCGCCCACGAAAACCACGUCACCAACUUCUACAUGCUAACCCUUACUAAGGAUCGUGUGAUCGACGCCGGUCCAAAAGGAAAUUCUUCCCGGUUCAUUAACCACAGCUGCAGCCCCAACUGUGAAACCCAAAAGUGGACGGUCAAUGGCGAUGUCCGCAUUGGACUCUUUGCUCUCUGCGAUAUAGAGGCUGGCACCGAGAUGACAUUCAAUUAUAACCUGCACUGCGUGGGCAACAGGAGAACAUCUUGCCACUGUGGAUCAGACAACUGCUCAGGUUUCCUCGGGGUGCAGCCGACUAGUGCUGUGGUGCAGGAGAAAGAGGAGAAGGCCAGGAAUGCCAAGCUGAGGCAGAAAAAGCGGAAACUGCGGCUGGAGGGCAAACACACGCACGAGUACUUCUGCUUUUGCUGCGGAGAGGGAGGAGAGCUGGUGAUGUGUGACAGGAAGGAGUGUCCCAAGGCGUACCACCUCCUGUGUCUCAACCUCACCAAGCCGCCAUAUGGUCGUUGGGAAUGUCCCUGGCACGACUGCAGUAUCUGUGGCACGCCGGCCUCAUCUCUCUGUGACUUCUGCCCUCGCUCCUUCUGCCCGGACCAUGAGGCGGGGGCGCUUACCGCCUCUUCGCUGGAGAGCCGCCCCUGUUGUUCCAGCCACAACCCCCUCAGUCCCCUGGCGUCCAGCCCCAGCUCCGCUCAGCCGCCGCUGCCGCUGUCUUCUUCUUCUCUGAGCCCCGUCACUGUCAAAGAGGAACCGCAGGGAGAUGAUGUGGCACCUUCGUUACCUCGUUCCCUGUAAUAUGCACUCCGGGCGCGCCACCCACCUGUGCUCAAUAAAGGGAAUAUAACAUUUUUUGGAUUUUUUUUUAAAUUUUAUUAUUUUAUUUUUUUGUCGGACCUUUGGGGCCGAGACAUUGUUGAAGAACUCCUUAAGUGGCGACCGCAGUGAGAUCGGAGCAGCGUGGGACGAGGACGUGCGCCAUUCUCCGCUCCUCUGGCUGUAAAACAUCACUAACACACGACAACGCCAAGAUCCCGGACCAACACCUCGUUUUGUUCUCCCGUCGGAUAAUCCCCAAGUGUUGUCAGUAGCCGUCCCUUUGAAGUAAAUGAGGUGGCGGGAGGUGACGCCAUGCCGCUCCUCCUCUUGUUUACCUGCUGUACACCGCGGCUGGCGUCUUACACACUCCCACUGCCCCCCCGCCCCCCCCACCGUGACCCGUCAUCGUAUCGCGUUCCUCCCCUUCCUCGUUGACAAACCGGAGGGGCAACACUUUUUGUGCAAUUUUUUUUAUUAGGACCACACUACAUUCCAACAUUCAUUUAACCAUGUUUUUUGAUAUACUUAUGGCUAUAGAUGAAUAUAAUUAUAUACGUAUCUAUGUUUGUUAAUGUUUACAGGCAGAUUUUUUUUUUAUUAUUUUCACUUCAUCUCGGUGAGUGGUGUAUUUCUUUGUUUCGAUGUUGCGCAAACCUCCUUGUGAAAAUCGUCCUAUUAAGGUGAAAUACUGUAUAAUGAUAUAUAAGCGUACUGGUAUAACAUUACACAAGUACUUGUGACUUUUUGUUGGCUCAUUUAUGUGUACAUAAUUGGAUCAUGAUAUUGUAAAGUACUUAGCAACAGGGAGGCAUGGAGCCCAGCCUCUACACUUGAUUUUUCACACAAAAGAUUUUUUUUUUAAUAUAAAAAUAAGUUCCACAUUUUCUCUGAGCGGUUGUCAUGCUCAAGGGAGAGAGGGGAGGGGGGGCAGCCAGUAAGCACUGCUAUCUGAGUAUCGUUAAUCAGCCUUAAGGAAUAACUUCAGUUCCGUUGCGGCUGUCGGAACUACUGCCCUGAUGCAUUUCAAUGAUGUUUGUGUACUGUGACCUUUUUUUUUUUUUUGAUGUUGUUUGCCAAAACUUCUCUGAAAAGCACUUUCACACGCCUUUGUCAUUACACUAUUUAGUUAGGUCACACAUAUACAGAAAUGUGUAUUAAAGGAACGUUAAGUGUUUUGAAAAUGGAUACCUCUUCUUCUGGUACUAACAUAAGAAUUUAAAAUGUGUUGUGACCAAAAAAAAAAAAAAAACAUUUGGGGGGUAGAAGGAAAAAUUUGAACAACUGCCAACCUGGUGUUGAAGAAAUGGUGAAUUACCGGUAGUUUCAUGACACACAGUCCAGUAGAGUGUACAAAAUACAACCUGUACAGUGUUUUUAAAUUGCUCAUCUGUCAAAAUCUUUUGUAUUUAUUGCACCACAUUUUAUACUAAUUGCUUUGUCAAACACCGGUGCAGUAUCCCCUGUUCCCACCGUGUGACAUUUAAAAAGGAAAAAAAAAAUCUGAUGGGGUUCACGUAUUAUACCUGUAAUUAGUGCAUUGUUUUUGUUUUUGUUUCCUACAUAGGUGUAAUGAUUCCACAUUAGCCGCUGUUAAUGUGUGGUGACUUGUCACUGUCACUGUAUUUGCUGUCGGUUGUCGGUUGCUGGCAGUUCAGUAUUGGAAUGUUUAUCGUCACGCCUCAGCCUUGAUCAUGCUCCCCGGGUUUUAGGGUAUUUUGUUUGUUUUAACCUCGCUAGGUGACACUUAAGUUGGUGUCAAUGCACAAUGACUUAUUUAGGAAAUUUCACUUAUGUAAAAGGGUUUACAAAUGGGGUGGGGGGGCAUUUAACAACUUAAUAUUUGGACAAAUUAUGGCUCUCGGUUAAGAUGCACCCUAUUGCCAUGUUCUUUUUCCGCCUACGUGUGUAACAUUGUCUCAUUUGUCGGCCAUUUCCUUCAGUGAUGUAAAGUGCCAUGAAAAAGUAUUUGCCCUCAUGUUAAAUUCUGAUAUAUAUACAGUAUAUAUAUACUGUGGGUAUAUAUAUAUAUUGCAUAGUUUAAUGUGUUCGAUCCUCAAAUAAGUGUCAUUAUCAGACAAAGAGAAACCAAGUGGAUGCAAAAUACAGUUUUUAGCGGGAAAAAAAUUCAAAGCUGUGGAGGUUUCCACCUUGGAACACUGCUAUUGAUGUUAUUUUUGCACUCCUCUUCCUUAUUGUUGAGUCAUGAGGGGAGGGAGGUUAGCAGUUUUUUUUUUUUAAUGUUGUCCUAGGUUCCGUUGCAACCUCCUUGAUGAAUCGUUGCUGUGCUCUUGGGGUAAUUUAUGUAGGCUGUUUACUAUGGUUUCAUGGUUGUACCUUUUGUUAAUCGUAGCUCUCACUGUGGUUCACCAAAGUCCGAACGCUUUAGGAAUGACUUUGUAACCCUUUCCAGUCUGAUCGACGUUUAACUUCAUUUCAUAUCCUUCAGUAUUACGUGUACUGUAUUUCUUUGGAUUGUUGCAUUUUGUUGCAGCAUUAAAAAAAAAAAAAAUGGGCCAACUUAAUUUUGUCAGACAGAAUGGAUGGAAGGGUUCUAUUUAGUGAACAGCUCUCCAAAAAAUGUGAUUAGGCGCAGUUAAUUCACGAGUUAACAAGGGGAGCAAGUCCUUUUUCCACGGAGAGUCAGGUAGCUUUGAAUAAAUUAAAUCACCAUAGUCAGCUCAGCUUGACUGAGGACACCAUUUAAAAAUGUCAUUUUAUUAUCGUUUGUGUGAUAAGCGGGGGAACUAUGAAAAAAAAAUAAUUUGAGAAGAGAGCAGGUUAUUCACAGCACUGUACAUGAUGCAUUUCCCCCCCAGUGCUUUCCUCUCAACUUAGUCAUCUGUUAUCCAGGCACUUUUCACACUCAAGCAUGUCACCACCCCAAACUUGAAUGUUAUUAUUUAUUUGUGUGUUAUUUUAAGUGUGGACCACAGGCAUUUUUUGUUGUUGUUGGUGAAUCAUAAUGGCAUGACUGGGCUUUGCCGUUUCAAGGUGACUGUUAAGUUGAACUGCACGUUUGAAUCUUAAAAUGCCUCAUCACAGCACAAUUUCUAUUUCUUUGUUAUACUUUUCUAUCAUAAAGGCAGCGGCCAUUCCCCCCCAUUCACUCCCCACAUGCGGAUUGCAUGAUGUCGCUCAGCGCCAUUUUGCCCUCUCUGCUGAUACAGUGGCAGUAUUAGAACACUUAAUUUGUGUGUUGCAUCAUUUAGUGUAACUGUACUUCACAAAAAUAGUGUUUUGUUUUUUAGUGCCAUUAUUUUGUGAAAAAGCCCCCCCCGCCCCAGCAUGUUUGUUCCUUUGUAAGUGACCCUUGAAGCUUCAGACUUACUUUUCAAAGCAUCAUGGAAUCCUUUUUUAAAAACCUAUUCUAACAACUAGAAUCAGCCACCCCUCUCGUGCUUUAAAAUUUGCAUUCAUUGCUGGCUGUUGUUGAGUUUUUGAUUGACAGGCAGUCACAGAGAAGAAUUGGUGUUGUGCUGAAUAGAACUCACUGGCAAAGCACUCAAAUGUUUUUUUCUAGUAGAAUGACGUUGAUUUACUAACUGGGGUCAUAUCUAUCUCUCUUGGUGUUGCUUCAAUGAAAAACGUGGAUGAACACGACCAUCAUGUUGAUUACUUGUUCAACCUGUGUUACUGCAUAUUGUUGGCGAACCUGUAAAUAGCCUUGCAUUGUAUUUGCAUAGAAUCAUGUUACUGUGGCGUGCUAUUUUUAUUUUAUUGCUUUGCUUGUACAAUUCCGCUUCUAAAUGUCCGUGACUGUUGGGAAGACACUCUUUUUGUACAUGACCGUCUUUUUAUUUGAAAAUAUGACUUCUGUCCUUUUUUCAUUCAAAAGUUGAGUUGGAAGAGUUCAGACAUGCCUGAAGUUUGACUUUAAUAAAGCUGUACUCUGUCUCAGUGAA
Messenger RNA from Hippocampus zosterae (dwarf seahorse), 10956 nucleotides. It is a transcript of the gene nsd3, whose product is annotated as nuclear receptor binding SET domain protein 3. Gene Ontology annotation, biological process: regulation of DNA-templated transcription. Bases 2198 to 7033 code for a protein of 1611 amino acids. The record is from RefSeq and is a predicted model, not a curated record. Gene Ontology annotation, cellular component: nucleus; chromatin. Gene Ontology annotation, molecular function: histone H3K36 methyltransferase activity; protein binding. NCBI's taxonomy places the organism in Eukaryota, Metazoa, Chordata, Actinopteri, Syngnathiformes, Syngnathidae. The transcript has 27 exons.